Messenger RNA from Melampsora larici-populina 98AG31, 592 nucleotides. RefSeq lists its product as uncharacterized. The transcript has a single exon. Lineage: Eukaryota; Fungi; Basidiomycota; Pucciniomycetes; Pucciniales; Melampsoraceae. The record is from RefSeq and is a predicted model, not a curated record. The annotation marks the transcript as partial.
ACCUAUUCUCAUCAAUUCAUCACAGUCCUUCAUCUUUUUCAAGCCUUUUCUUAUCUUUUAUUGUUUCCGCCCUUUAUGAUCAACACCUGUCUGCCCCUGUCUGCGCUUCCCGCCCUUUUGUACUGUCCGAAUAUCGAACCCGUAUCAGUUUACCACUCUUUACCGCCCCCAGCCGGCUACAUGCAUAUAGGCACAAACCGCAUUUUCAAAGCCUUCAUGCCGUUUUGCGUAUCUUCAAGGCGUGGGUUUCAAGCGACCCUUACGCCCACAAACCGAAUCACUUCAAAUUCAAUAACAGUUACUAAUCCUAUUUGCAAUCGAUAUAUGAAGUUCAUCUAAAUUUUGAGAAAGAUGGAAUAUGUGUAGAAGGAAACCAAAUUAUGAAAUCGACUAACACCUUUUGACGGAAGAUAUCGUUUGAUCUCAAGAUGGACUUCUUGUUGGUCUAACUUGUGAUUUAUCUUCAAUGGCUUGUAGAAUCGGUCAAAUAUGCGCCAUUCCCAGUUCAAGUGAUGAUGUUCGAACAGUUCAAAUCGAAAUGAAGAAUCAGUCUCGCUGACUCGCUUCACUGCUUACUUUGAAUCUCAAGAGU